Messenger RNA from Toxotes jaculatrix (banded archerfish), 2419 nucleotides. RefSeq names its product alkB homolog 8, tRNA methyltransferase (gene alkbh8). NCBI's taxonomy places the organism in Eukaryota, Metazoa, Chordata, Actinopteri, Toxotidae. Gene Ontology annotation, cellular component: nucleus; cytoplasm. Gene Ontology annotation, molecular function: tRNA binding; S-adenosylmethionine-dependent methyltransferase activity. The coding region runs from base 1 to 2247 and encodes 748 amino acids. The record is from RefSeq and is a predicted model, not a curated record. Gene Ontology annotation, biological process: tRNA wobble uridine modification. The transcript is spliced from 12 exons.
AUGGAUCCUAGUUUGGAAAACUGCGUGAAGGCCGUCAGAAGGAGUAAAGAGGAGAAGAAAGUUCUCAGAAAACAAUUAAAAGCGAGUCACACUUUGCUGAAACAUGAAGGCAUUAGCACGACACCGCAGCCCACCAAGAGUUUGGUGGUGGCUAACGGCGGCUUGGGGAACGGCGUCAGUCGAGAGGAGCUUUGUGCAGCGCUGAAAGAGAUGGGGGAGGUGGAGACCCUGAUAAUGCCACCUCACAAGCCUUAUGCUUUUGUCACAUACAGAUCAGACGAGAGUGCUCGGAAAGCCCUCAUCCACCUUAAUGGACAAAAGCUCCAAUGUGGAGAGAACUGUGUCACACUCUACCUCAGUUAUGUCAACUCAGUAACCUGUGAGGAGGAGAAGAAGUCUGUUCCUUUGCCAGAGGGAUUAAUCUUGGUGGAAGAUUUUGUGUCUUCAGAGGAAGAGGCUCUGUUGCUUGCUGCUAUAGACUGGUCGUCCACUGAUGACAGUGUCACUGUUCAAAAAGCUCUGAAGCACAGAAGAGUCAAACAUUAUGGGUUUGAAUUUCGCUACGACAACAACAAUGUGGAUAAGGACAAGCCAUUACCAUCAGGUCUUCCUGGGGAGUGUCUGCCUGUUUUGGAGCGAUGUCUGAAGAACGGACACAUUGACAGUAUGCCAGACCAGCUGACUGUCAACCAAUAUGAGUCUGGACAGGGUAUUCCUCCUCACGUGGACACUCACUCUGCCUUUGAGGACACCAUCCUGUCGCUGAGCCUGGGAUCAAAGACGGUGAUGGAAUUCCGUCAUCCUGAUGGUCGUCUUGUAUCUGUGGUGCUGCCGGGACGGAGCCUCCUGGUGAUGAAGGGAGAGAGCAGAUACCUCUGGACCCAUGGGAUUACUCCUCGGAAGUUUGACAUGGUUCCAACCUGCGAUCCACAAUCCCAUGUCGGUACAGCUUCUGACCACGGGACCAACAGCAAUCUCACCUUAAGCAAGAGGGGCACUCGCACUUCUUUCACUUUCCGCAAGAUCAGACAUGAGCCCUGCCGCUGUGCCUUUCCCUCUACCUGUGACAGUCAGGGAGCCCCCUCAACACCCUCGCCCUCUCCGCCAUCUCCCCUUUCCCUUCCUUGUUGCCAUGCCGACGCAACCCGUCUGGAGGAGGAGUAUGUGCACCGGGUUUACGACGCCAUCGCCUCCCACUUCAGCAGCACUCGCCACUCCCCCUGGCCCCGUGUUUGCCACUUCCUGUCCUCGCUCCCACCUGGCAGCGUGCUGGCUGAUGUGGGCUGUGGAAAUGGGAAAUACCUGGGUGUCAACCCAGAGGUGAUUGCGGUUGGCUGUGACCGUAGCAGUGCUCUUGUGCAAAUCUGUGCAGAGAGAGGUUUCCAGGCGUUUGUCUCCGAUGCUCUCACUGUCCCUCUGCGAACAGCCUCCUGUGACGCCUGUAUCUCCAUAGCUGUCAUACACCACUUUUCCACACAGGAACGUCGGCUGGCAGCAGUGAGGGAGCUGCUGAGACUUUUGAAGCCUGGAGGUCGAGCGCUCAUCUACGUUUGGGCUUUUGAACAAGAGUACAACAAGCAGAGGUCCAAGUACCUCAAAGAAAAGAACAAAGAGCAUCCUGAGAACCUCUGCCCCAUCGACAACGCAUCAGAGGACAGACAGGAGCUUCAUGGGAAAUCCAGAAUCCGUACCAGCAGACAUUUAGAAGACAAAGACAGCAUCCAAGAUGUUAGCAAAGUGACUGAUGGCAAAUUGAGUGUACACACCAACCGCACAGCCUUCAACACCCAAGACCUUUUGGUUCCCUGGCAUCUGAAAGAGGGGAAAAGACAAGGUGAGGAAGAAUCAGGAGAGAGUGGAAAGAAGGACAAAAGGAAAGACAAGUCCAAAAAGACUUCAAGUAACUCUUGUUCACCCUCUAGUUUGAGUUCUGAAACCAGAUUAGACUGUAACAGUGACCCCAACUCAAGUUUUGACUCUAGCAUGUCUCUUGGAUCAGGUCUUGACACCAGUGACGCCACUCACAGCUCAGAUUCUAAACCCAGUCCAAAUGGUGACACCGCACAGACGUCCAGCUGUGCUCUGAAGUCUGAGUCUGAGAGCAGUCCAGCACCCGUCUUCCACCGCUAUUACCAUGUGUUCCAGCAGGGGGAGCUGGAACAGCUGUGUGGUCAGGUGGAUGGGGUCAAAGUGCAGAGCAGCUACCAUGACCAGGGAAACUGGUGUGUCAUAUUAGAGAAGGACUGAGGGAGAUGAAUUGACUGACGCACAUAAUUUAUAAUAAUUUAGCUACAAACACAUGUUGGGAGACGGUAUGAAUUCUGCUACAUGAACCAUUUAAUGCAACGUAAAAUGGAAAACUUUUCAUUUGUUUAAAUGAUGAAGAGAAAAAUGAACAGAAAAAAUGCUGCAAAAUAAA